This is a messenger RNA of Blepharisma stoltei, 969 nucleotides long. The record is from the annotation of a GenBank genome assembly. Lineage: Eukaryota; Ciliophora; Heterotrichea; Heterotrichida; Blepharismidae.
AUGACGAUGACCUGUACUAAAGCGAUUCAGGAGUGGGAAGCUCGCACAGGACAGCGCGCAGCAGAAGCUUCAGAAGUGAAAUUAAUAUGUUGGAAUCCGCCAAUCAACAAGAUGGACCAAGGACUGUCACAACUUAUUAACUGCCGCAAGUUGUCAUUAUCUACCAAUAGUAUAGAAAAAAUAAUGAAUUUGUCCAACCUGAGGAGUCUUGAAAUAUUGUCCAUAGGCAGAAAUCAGAUUAGGAAAAUAUCAGGGCUUGAUGAAGUGGGAGGGACGUUGAAGGAACUGUGGAUUUCGUACAAUUUAAUUGAAAAACUAGAUGGCUUACAAAACUGUGUGAGAUUGACUACACUUUUCGUGUCAAAUAAUAAAAUCAAGAACUGGGAAGAGAUUAAUAGACUUAAUCAACUACAGGAGCUAAAUUAAAUAUAUGUUACACUGGCCAUAAACGGAUAAACCACUAGCCGUCGCCUAUCUUGGCUUUAAAAUGUCGCCAUUUUGGAUUUCGACCUAAAGCCACCUGUCCAAGGAGCUCCCUAGGGUAGAGCGACCGUCUGUAGAGUGCUCUCGAUAGUCCUAAUGAGUGCUAGGCAAAACUAGUCAAGUCUAUCUGGCAGAGGCAGGAAACCUUUGGGAGAGAAACCAAACUUCCUUCUUCGUCAAGGACUCCCAAACCUGAAGGUCUGUCUACCUCAAAAAUGGACAGAGGCCCUAUUUUCAGCCUUAUUAGAAUUUCCUUCCUACUCCAGAGGGAAUGCGCCUCGGAAUCGUUCUUCCGUCUACUCCACCAUUCUAUUUCUACAGAAGCUAAGGAAUGUCCUUUUAUCCGGAAAUCCGAUUUAUGAUUCAUUUCAGAAUAAAGAUGAUGCGAGACCAAUGGUGAUCAAAAGAUGCCCUCAUAUAGAGGUGCUUGAUGGAGCAAUUGUAUCAGAUCAGGUUAGAAAACAAGCAGAAGAGCUGAGAGAUUAA